GUUCGCGGGAUUAUUAUGCGUCGUUCCUAAGUUGUCUAUUGAUUGGUUUUGUUUUCCAAAGGUUGAUGUUCCCCUGUUUGAUGGGAAUAAUGCAUCGGGGUGGCCAGAUAAAUUCGAACAGGUGGGGAACUGUUACGAAUGGUCAGAUGAAAAAAUGUUGCGGAUGGUGAAGAGGUACUGCAAGGUUGAGUAUAGGGAUGAGGUGGGAGAAUUUGUACAAAAUUCACGAAGUUGGAAGAAAUUCAAGGAGAAACUAUUAGAAAAGUAUCAAUUGGGGGAUCAAUUGCUAGAUUUGGCUGACUUGCGAAAGAUUAGUCGACGAAGCUUUGGUACGACGAAGCAAUUCCUUACGGAAUAUGAGCGGGUGGUACGGUUAGUCCCCGAUCUUUCAGAUAAGGAUCGCUGUCUCAUCUUCCUGGAUAAUUUUACGGAGGUGGAACAACGAAAAUUGGUAAAAGGGAUGCAGGAGCGAUAUGACUGGCCAAAGAUACGGGAGAACUUGUUGGCAGAGAACUUUGACCAGAUCCUCUAUCGUCUACUGAAGCAGCAGAAGGAGGAUCGGGAAAGAGUGCAUUUAGGGGCAGAUAAGGACAAAGAGGUCUAUAAGACCUUAGCUAAAAUGAAGGAAAUGAUAGUCGAUAUGAGAGAGGAACGGUUGAAGUUCCAAGUGUUGGCGGUCAAGGAUCAAAUUGUUUUCACAACUAUUCGAGGCGAAGUCUUUGACUUCGAGGGGAAUCUUAUUGAUUCCAACAUUGAAGGGGGGAUGAGGAAGGAAGCCUUCCGACGGAUGGGUCGUCCUUUGCCUGCCACGUUCCGACUAGCCUCGCCAGAAGAGGCCAAUCUUUUUGAGUUGGAGGAGGCGAUGGCUUCCUUAGAAGUCUGUGAUUGUAAAGAAGAAAAAUUGGAAGAAAAGAAGGAGGACAUUGCUCGUCGGGCCCGGGAGGUGACCAAAAGAUUGGGCAAGUGUCGGGACUCUAUUGUCCGACUGUGCGUUGAUAUGGAGGAAGUUUGGCCCAAUCUUCCAAACGUAUUCCUCUUUGGGGGAUCAAGCAGUGUGGGUCAGGAUGGGUCAGUUUCUGCAAAUGCUCCAACACCAGGAGCAACAUCAUUGGUUCGACCAAUGGUGAUGUCCCUACCUUUGCUUAAGCGAGGGAUGCCAGUUAUAAUGGUACAGACCCGAAAGGGGAGGAAAACCGUACAAUCUCAGCCUGCGCCUGGCGAGAGUUCAAGGGGACCUCAGGAAAAGGAACCUAUUCAGAUGGAAGACGAGGAAGAUGAGGAGGAUGAGAAGCCACGGGCAGAAGACGAGCAACAGGCGAGGCAAAGAGCUAUGGAAAAGAACUUGGAGAAAGGGAAGGAUGAGGUGGAAAUAGAGGAGCCUCGAAAGAAGAAGAAUGUGUAUACAAUCCCGGUUGAGAAGAAGAUUGAUUUCGAACAAAUUGUGGAUCAGAUCUUGGAGAGUCAACGGGACUUGGUUACUCUCAAGGAAAUUUUAGUUGUUUCGCCAAAACUCCGUGAGGAUUUUAAGCAGCGCAUGACCAAGAAAAGGGUCAUGACAGUUGAGUUGAGCGAAAUCAUUCCUCCGGAGGCUAACUGGGCUCCUCCAGGGACAAAGAUGGAUUGGCGAUGCGUCGCCACGGGCCACAUGAAGGUUCAAAUUGGUCUGGAUGAAUAUUCUGCCCUUGUGGAUGAUGGGGCAGAGAUUAAUGUAAUGAGAGAAAGGCAUGCGAUUGAGGCUGGUGUACAGAUCAAUCGCAAUGAUUGCGGGUUUCUGAUUGGUGUCAGUGGUGCGUCUCCGUUCUGUGGCACAGCAAGUGGAGUGAUGGUCACUGUUGGGAAGGUCAAGGUGCAAGCGUACUUUUACAUAUUACCGAAAGUGAAACAUGAGGUGCUUCUUGGAAGAUCAUUCUUGUGCCGAACAGAGAGUCUCAUAAUCAACAAGCAUGAUGGCACCAUGUUUGUUGCAUUGAACGACCCAGUUUGUGGAUAUUAUGAGGUGGUGCGGUGUGAAAACACACGACCAGAAAAUUCUCGAAACCGGUUGAAUCCCGAAUCAUUUACCUUCUCAGAAUCUGAGAAGAUGAGAAGGGAAAGGGAGUCAAUUGAGGAAGAGGGGGAUCCUCAAGAAUUCUCCUUAACUUUGCCAGAUAUCUCGCAGGCCAUUGAUUUCGUAUCAACACACCUUGCGAUUGAUCGUCUGAACUUCCAGGCGACUGGAAGCUCAAGCGUUUCGCUUGGGAUCUAAUCAACACUUCGUGCCUCCAGGCUCAGGCUUGAUGUAUCAAAGUGUAGGUACUUGACCUAUCAAUUUUCAUUUCCAAG
This is a messenger RNA of Chara braunii, 2322 nucleotides long. NCBI's taxonomy places the organism in Eukaryota, Viridiplantae, Streptophyta, Charophyceae, Charales, Characeae. The record is from the annotation of a GenBank genome assembly.